Drosophila obscura is the source of this 2335-nucleotide messenger RNA. Its product is annotated as vacuole membrane protein 1. The coding region runs from base 964 to 2259 and encodes 431 amino acids. NCBI's taxonomy places the organism in Eukaryota, Metazoa, Arthropoda, Insecta, Diptera, Drosophilidae. The record is from RefSeq and is a predicted model, not a curated record. The transcript has 3 exons.
UGUGAUCGGCCUGGCCCAGCAGUUACGUGACUUCUGCGUUUAUGAGCUCUCGAACCCCACACAGGAGAGCUUUCAGCGAACCAAGUUUAUGUUCUGCUCCGUUGUCAUCCUGCACAUUGGCUUGAGGAAUAGUUUUCCUCUAGACGCUCCAACAUACGACGCACUCCUUAUGAGUCUGACAGUCACUCCGUCGGGAUCGCAGCCAAGUUGCGAUCAGCUCACCCAGAGUUAUAUUCAAGAGAAGCACUUGCUGUUUCGUCAAAUGCUCGCUUGCGAUCAGGUCGCGUUGCCCAACAACCGAAUUUGGAAAGCUCUGUUGCAGUACAAUGUGGUGGGAACUGCCUCGCAAGUCCUUCGGCCAGAGCUUGAUUUACUAGUCGGCGUUCUGAUAGAGCACCGCAUUCUCUGCUAUGUCCACUGUCUGUCGGUAAUCCAGCUGCGCUUCGGCAACGAAGCCAAUGUCAAUAAACGGAUGGCCGCUACGCUGAAUGCCCAUCUGCGGCUUAUUGAGGGCCAUGCCUCCGCCGUAGACGCUUGGCUUCUGCGUUGGACUGUUUUCAAUGGUUCGCUGAAUCUCUUGAUUAAAAAAAUGGGCACUGUAAGAUUGGAGGCAGCCAAUGUCCAAGGGAAUCGCUUGCUGCCGCUGCAGCAUCUGCAACUGAUUGUGGCCAAUAUGCGUCUGAAAGAAGCGCAUUUCCAGAAAAUCGCUCGCUCGAUUUGCAGCUUAAAAGAAGCGGCAGCUGGGCCCAAGGAGAGAGCAGAAAUCGACAGUUUCAUAAAUCAGAUCAGUGCGUUCAAAUAUCGCUGCGAGGAUGAGCACGCGGAGGCAUCAAUUAGUGCAGAUUUUGAGGGAAAACUGAUGUCAGUGCCGCCUGGUCCCAUGACCUUAUGGCAAUGCAAGGCCAUGGAUGAUUUUGAUCUCUUAAACGCUUCUGAAUAGUAUCCAUACAAAGAAAUAAGAUUAUGAGACUGAAAAUGGAUCCAACUACCACAGAUUCCACUGACGCAUCGGGCAUGUUGCUCACAGAGCAGGAGCAGGACCUGUCGACUGAACGUGCGGAGGAGCGACUGGAGAGAAGAUCUCUAGUUCUAUGGCGCCAGCCCUUGCAGACUUUGAAGUAUGGAACCAUGGAGGCCGUAGAACUGCUUCUCUCCUUCGCUAACCGGCUGCUGAACAAAUGGCUGCUGGGCAGUCUGCUGGCUCUGGGUAUAGUCUGCAUACUGCCGGGACCACAUGAGAGUUUCGUGAGCCUCGGCCUCCAGAAUUUGGGAUUCGCCUUGUACUGGCUGCUGCUGGGCGUACUUUCGUCAGUGGGCUUUGGCACGGGACUGCACACGUUCCUGCUAUACUUGGGGCCACACAUUGCCGCCGUAACAUUGGCGGCCUACGAGUGCCAGACGCUGAAGUUCCCAGAGCCGCCGUACCCGGACGAAAAGGUCUGCCCCAAAGAGCCGUAUACGCGAGAGGUUCCAGAUAUUUGGAGCAUUUUGUCAAAGGUUCGACCGGAGGCCUUGCUGUGGGGCAUUGGCACGGCCAUAGGCGAGCUGCCACCAUACUUUAUGGCCCGGAGUGCCCGCCUAUCCAGCAAUGAGUUGGACGGUGCGGAGGUGGAGCAGCCUCAGGAGCUGGAAUUGCAAAAGACUAAACGGCAUAGGAAUACGAGUAUGGAACAUUUCAAUGUUUUGGACGGUGCAAAACUGUGCAUGGAGCGCAUGGUUCGUCGUGUGGGCUUCCUGGGCAUCCUUCUCUGUGCCAGCGUGCCCAAUCCCCUGUUCGAUCUGGCUGGCAUAACAUGCGGCCACUUUCUGGUGCCCUUCUGGAAGUUCUUUGUUGCCACUAUGAUCGGCAAGGUGCUCAUAAAGGCAACCAUUCAGCAAGUAUGCGUUAUAGUAUCAUUCAGCGACCAUCUAGUCAAUGGUCUGGCCAACGGCUUGGGCAGGCUGCCCUGGCUUGGCACCCACCUACAGACGCUCUUCAAAGACUUCUUGAUGUCCACAAAGCAGCAUAUGCACAGAAAAAGCAACGGGCAGGGCGAGGGCCAUGACUCCUCCGCCACCAGCCCCAGCCUUAGCUUCGUGAUGCAUGCCUUUGAGCUCUGUGCCGUUGUCAUGGUCGCCUACUUUGUCGUUGCCACGCUCAAUGCACUCGCACAAAUCCAUCUCAAGCGGCGGCAGGAGAAGCAGCGCCACAUGCGAAACAUUGAACUCAUUUUGUACUCUGACCAAGAGGAGGGAGCAUCUCACAAAACCCUCGUCUAGAAGAUUAACUUUUCGAGCUGCCGAGCAUAACCGAUUUUGAUUAUCUAUGUAAUAAAAUAAUAUAAAUAAAAUUAAA